AUGGCUAACAUCUUGGUGGCCUGUUCUGCAGCUUUCACUCUGUUCACACUCUUCAUCACAAGCUCUUCGGCCGAGCAGUUCAAGGUCGGCGGCGAGGACAGCUGGCGGCUGCCGGCCGCCAACGAGACCGACACGUACGCCCGCUGGGCUGCCACCCUGAGAUUCCACGUCGGAGAUUCUCUUCAUUUCAAGUACGAAAACGACACGGUGGCAGUUGUCGACAAGUGGGGAUAUUACCACUGUAACUCGAGCCGUGCCGUAACAGUUUUCAAGGACGGGAACACGGUGAUCAAGCUGGAGCGACCCGGCCCGGUUUAUUUCACUAGUGCCGACCCGAAUCACUGCAAAAACGGGCAGCGGCUAAUGGUGGAGGUGAUGGCCCUGCACUCGGAUUAUCGAGCCCCACCGGGAGAUGUAUCCCCUGCACCAUCUCCGAAAUCGGGAGCACGAUCUUUCUUUGUGGGCCCACGAAUUGUCUUCUGUUGUGUGGCUGUAAUUGCUGUCUCGAUUAUUAUGUAG
Messenger RNA from Striga hermonthica, 519 nucleotides. NCBI's taxonomy places the organism in Eukaryota, Viridiplantae, Streptophyta, Magnoliopsida, Lamiales, Orobanchaceae. The record is from the annotation of a GenBank genome assembly.